Messenger RNA from Chelmon rostratus (copperband butterflyfish), 2610 nucleotides. RefSeq names its product potassium channel tetramerisation domain containing 12b (gene kctd12b). The record is from RefSeq and is a predicted model, not a curated record. The transcript is spliced from 2 exons. Bases 736 to 2166 code for a protein of 476 amino acids. Gene Ontology annotation, molecular function: protein binding. NCBI's taxonomy places the organism in Eukaryota, Metazoa, Chordata, Actinopteri, Chaetodontiformes, Chaetodontidae. Gene Ontology annotation, biological process: protein homooligomerization; regulation of G protein-coupled receptor signaling pathway.
GGCACGAGAGCGGAGUGGAGGGACCGAACAGCUGACCGCCUCGCGCAACUUUAACGCGGGUGAUGGAAUGCUCGGAGAUCUUCUUGUACAUCUUCCUCGUCUCGCACUACAUCUUCAACGUCCUGUUCGUCUCGUGGCUUUUCAUCAGUGGGAUGCCCACAGAGCUCACCAACUAUGGAUUGCCUAAUUGAAGUUGGGCCACCUGAUCCUGUUUGCGCCAGGACAACCGAGCAAUAUUAGAGUAAGAGAAGUCGUUAUGGACAGUUGUGCAAGUCGUGCAUUUCCUGCUCAGAGAGCUGCUGUCGAAAGCCGAAUUUCAACCCCAGGAUACUCCAUCUGUUUGCGCGUAAAGGACGUGGACAUAACGGCUCCAUCCGACGCUGCCUGAAACCACCCGCGCUAUGUUUUAGUAAUUAUGGGGGAAAGCUGUAGGUAGAAUAGAGGGUUUGCUUGUGUGACUGUUUUGCUUCUGCCGGCUUUGAUGAGAGAGUGGCGGCCAGCUUUUAUUGCGCGCAUACCAUUUGUGCGCCGCAGUUGAGCCGCUCCGUUGCCACAGCCGCGGAGGUUUCCACCGCAGCAGGACCCGCAAUCUGUGACAGGCAACAGGCCUCACCAGCCUGAGAAAGGUCUCACCGGACACCCUUUUUGAAGUCCUGUAAUUCAUUUGAACUUUCAGUGCGACCAAGAGAGUUUUUAAAGCUGCAUCCAAGUGCACCUGUGAGGCAGUAGCAAGCCAUGGCUUUACCAGAUAGUGGCAUAUCUGCAGAGGAGGUACCCUUCCCAGAGAUUAUAGAACUCAAUGUUGGCGGGCAGGUGUACAUAACCCGCUAUUCGACCCUCACAAGUGUGCCAGACUCCCUGCUGGGGGAGAUGUUCAGCAGAAAGUCAGCCAAAGGACUUGCCAGGGACACCAAGGGCCGCUUCUUUGUGGACCGUGAUGGUUUCCUGUUCCGUUACAUCCUGGACUACAUGCGGGACCAGCAGCUGGUUCUCCCAGACCACUUCCCCGAGCGUGGCCGUCUGCAGAGGGAGGCUGAGUUCUUCAACCUGCCCGAGCUUGUGAAGCUCCUGGCACCCAAAAUCAGCAAGCAGAACUCCCUCGGCGACGAAGGAUGCCAGAGCGACCCAGAGGACUCCUCGCCUGGGAUCGACACAGCCCGCAACCUCGGCUCCCUGGGUGCUGCCGCUGCUGCCUGUGCCAGCCUGGUGCCCGGCGCCAUGGACAGCAAACGGUCUGGGUUCAUCACCAUUGGCUACCGAGGCUCAUACACCCUGGGCCGUGACAGCCACACCGAUGCCAAAUUCCGCCGGGUGGCACGGAUCAUGGUGUGUGGGAAGACCUCUCUGGCCAAAGAGGUGUUUGGGGAGACGCUGAACGAGAGCCGUGACCCUGACCGCCCCCCCGAGCGCUACACCUCCCGCUACUAUCUCAAGUUCACCUUUCUGGAGCAGGCUUUUGACAAGCUGGCUGACGCAGGUUUCCACAUGGUGGCCUGUAAUUCCACAGGAACCUGCGCCUUUGCCCAUGAGCAGACGGACGACAAGAUCUGGACCAGCUACACUGAAUAUGUGUUCUACCGUGGCUCAUCAGCAAUUUCCAAGGCAGCGACCUCUGACCUCCCAGCUGUCACUGAAGUGGUGACCUCUGAACCCGCGACUGUACACACAGAAUCAGCCCCAGACCAGCCCAGCAGCACUGGCCGAACCCAAAGUCUUCCAGAAACCAGCAGCAGCAGCGGCACAGCACUGGACAUACGAAACCCGCUACCCCUGGACUCUCCUCCUCCUCCGACGCCUCCUCUUCCUCCUCCACCUCCUCCUGCUGUAGACUACUCUGACCUCCCACCUCUGUCCCCUCCAGUCCUACCUCCACCUCUACCAUCCAAACAUUUUUCUACCUCCACUCCUCCCACUCCCCAAACACCGCCUCCCGCGGAGAGCCCCCAGCGUCCCACCACACUCCACUUAAAGACGCUGCCACGGCCCACUGUCAAGGAGAAUGGUGGCCCCCUGCAGGGGGCGGAUGAGGAUGAGGAGGAGAGGAAGAUGCUGGAGGAGGAUCUGAAGAAAUGCAUUGAGGACUUCAAAAAGAUCCGCUUGCCCAGAGCAUUUCCGGAUCGCAAGAGGCACUGGCAAAGUGACUUGCUCAAGAAGUACAAUGCGUAGAGCUUUGCUGUGGCACCAUGACGAACAAACUUGACAAGGAUUUUAUAACAAUGGCAUGAACAUGUUGUGAGACGCGGACUCCACCUUUAUAGUCACAUUGCUCUGAUUCAAGCCGUGUGAAGCUCGCUUGAACCUCUAAUGUUGUAGCUUUUGCAUGUCAACAGAACUAAAUUGUUUGAUUAAGUGUAGUGUUUAGACUGAGCUCGUCCAGCAAUCACACAGCUACAAUUUAAACAUGGAGAUUUGUCUUUUCCCCAUAGAGAUUGUUAGUGACACUCCUUUUUCCACACAGUUAUCAGGAGACAAAAUACUUUGAAUCAUCUUCUUUUCACACACUCAAAGGAUGUAUGUGAUGUUGUUAAUUAAAGAUUUCUGCCCCGCUCUCUGUACUGUGUCCACUGAUCAAGCAACUGGAAAAUGUAAGCUAAGUGUGAAUUUUUAGGC